AUGGACAGUACUCAACCGACACCAGUCCUAGACCUGGAUCUAGCAGCGUACAGAGACUCAUUAAGAUGGCUACUCAAUUACACGGCAGCGGACUUGCCACCUACAUCCUCGAUAGCCCAAAGCUUUUGGAGCGCUCAAAAGCAGCUUCAAGAUCCUGCUACCUGGGGCAUACAGUUCCAAAACUUCCAAAGCAUCCUGGUUUUCCCCUUCUGGCUUUUCAACGUAAACAAUUGGGGUAACAAGGAGACACACGCGAACACAACAGUUCCGAACCUGCCACCGGAGUUUUCAACGGAAGCCUCAAUCGUCGAGCCGUAUUCAAAAUUCAGGGUUCAGCCUGCGAUGUUCGCCCUCUUCCUGACGCUCCAAAUUGUCUCGUUGUUAUUUGUCGGAGGAGUCGUGGUGUGGGCUUGGAUAACCUCGAGGAUGCCUCUCAAGACGUCUUCAUUUCCGUUAUUCGAUAUUGCAUUCAGGGCGGAGGUGCAGAGUGACGUUGGAAACAAGGAUCUGAGCGAUCUGAGUGACUCAGAGAUUGUACACCUGAUGAGAAAUGCAAAAGCAGUUGGACGGUCUGAAGUUUGA
This is a messenger RNA of Diaporthe citri, 582 nucleotides long. RefSeq lists its product as uncharacterized. The record is from RefSeq and is a predicted model, not a curated record. The coding region runs from base 1 to 582 and encodes 193 amino acids. Lineage: Eukaryota; Fungi; Ascomycota; Sordariomycetes; Diaporthales; Diaporthaceae. The transcript has 2 exons.